This is a messenger RNA of Mugil cephalus (flathead mullet), 3104 nucleotides long. RefSeq names its product angiopoietin-related protein 2-like. The coding region runs from base 392 to 1948 and encodes 518 amino acids. The record is from RefSeq and is a predicted model, not a curated record. Lineage: Eukaryota; Metazoa; Chordata; Actinopteri; Mugiliformes; Mugilidae. The transcript has 5 exons.
CAACACAAGUACCUCACUUGUAUUGGAAGGAAGAAAGGUUUAGUCUCUGGGAAGAAGAGAAACUAUUUCUGCAUGAGGAAAAGGUAUGAGUUUUAGGAUUUAUCAUUCGAUAAAGGUGGAGAAGUGCCCUGCUUCCCAAAAAAGACUGGAUUGAUUGUUGCUGCUGCUAGAUUGGACACUGCAGAGCCAUCAUCACGACCAGAACUUUUAUUUGAGUUUCAACAAAUAACUGAUUCUGACUAAUAUGAAGAAAUUCCACAAAAGUGCAGGGGAAAUGUGGACUGACUGUAACUGGUGAAGAGCUGGAGUGAAACCUUCCACAGAGACACAGGAUAUAAGGGCAGAGACAAGUUGAGAAAUCUCCUUGGUUGGGCUCCAACAGGACUCUGCUAUGUUUCUCUCUGUAGUGGUUUUACUGGGUCUCCUCUCUGGACCAGAGUCAACACUCCAGGGGGACACUCAAGAAAUUGAUAACAGUGAUGACAUCCUGGAGAGAGAGUUUAUCUACACGCCUAAACGGCAAAAACGUGCUGUUGUCGACUACAGCACCCCCCAAACAGACAAAUGUUCUUACACCUUUAUUGUCCCACAGCAGAAAAACAAUGGGGCCAUCUGCGUCAAUUCUAAGGAGCCCGAUGCCUUGCUGGAGAACCGGGUGAAUAAACAGGAGCUGGAGCUGCUCAACAGUGAGUUGCAGAAGCAGCGACGGCAGAUCGAGGCAUUGCAGCAGCUGGUAGAGGUUGACGGAGGUGUGAUCAAUGAAGUCAAGCUACUGCGCAAAGAGAGUCGCAACAUGAACUCCCGAGUAACACAGCUCUACAUGCAGCUGCUACAUGAGAUUAUCCGCAAACGAGACAAUGCUCUAGAGGCCUCACAGCUGGAGACCCGUGUGCUCAACCACACAAAUGAGAUGAGGAGGCUAGUUUCACGCUUCCAUGACCUGGAACAUAAGUACCAACAUCUGUCAGCCCUUGCAAGCAACCAGAGCGCUCUCCUGGUGCAGCUGGAGGAACGCUGUAAGCAAGGACGGUACUCAUACAGUCAUACGGUGCAGGAGCGCAGCCGUCCUGUCCGGCCACAGCCUCCUGUAAUGCCCAAGCCUCCUCUACAAAUGCCUGCACUUUCUCCUGGAGGUUACAGACCCUUUCAUCCACCACCCCACCCUCGCCACACCAACAACCCCAUGACAAAUGAGAUACAGAAUGACCAGAAUGCCAAAGCAUUACCGCCACCACCACCCACAAUACCAAGUUCAACCUACAGCUUCACAAAUGAGCCCUCUGGGCCGUUUCAAGACUGUCUGGAGGCUCUUGACAGUGGAUACACAACUAGUGGAAUGUACCUCUUAAAACCACACAACAGGAACCGUCUCAUGCAAGUUUGGUGUGACCAGAGACACGACCCUGGUGGCUGGACUGUCAUUCAGAGACGUCAGGAUGGCUCUGUUAACUUUUUUAGGAACUGGGACACAUACAAGCAAGGGUUUGGAAACAUUGAUGGUGAAUACUGGUUGGGGCUUGAGAACAUCUACUGGCUGACCAACCAAGGCACCUACAAGCUGCUAGUCACCUUGGAAGACUGGUCUGGACGGAAGACCUUUGCAGAGUAUGCAAGCUUCCGUGUAGAGCCUGAGACAGAUUCCUACAGGCUACGGGUGGGCCAAUACCACGGCAACGCUGGAGACUCCCUUACUUGGCACAAUGGCAAGCAGUUUACCACACUGGACAGAGACCAUGAUGUCUACACAGGUAACUGUGCCCACUACCAGAAAGGGGGGUGGUGGUAUAAUGCUUGUGCCCAUUCCAACUUGAACGGUGUGUGGUACCGUGGAGGGCAUUACCGCAGCCGCUAUCAGGAUGGGGUCUACUGGGCUGAAUUCAGAGGAGGAGCUUACUCUCUGAAGAAAGUAACCAUGAUGAUACGACCCAGCUCAAACACCUUCCAUUAACGCUUUAGUGGACUUCAAUAGGAUUCCAGUGUUAUACCACAAGAAGGCCUCCUUAAUUAGAACUUCAACCUUUUUGUUGGUUGUUUUACAUUUGUAAUAUAGAUAAAGAGCUUCAACAAUAGCCAUGCAGAUAGGUAUGUUUUUUGUUUCAGAUUAUAUUUCUCCAACAAUUACAGGUUUUACUUAUUUUGUUGAUACAACAGUAUAUUGUUUUCUGUUCAGAUUAACACCUACAAUUAUUCCCAUUGUAUAUGAAUCUAAAAGAGUAACAAGGGAAUGUACUGUAUAUCCAGAGAUCAAAACUGACUACUGGUAAUAAACUGGUAUGGAUUAUUAUUGGUAUUUUGAAUACAUAUAAUGUAUUUUAUGUAUAAAUAUUAUAUAUUGAGAAUAAUUCUGCAGGAGAGAAAUCUGGUAAUUUAUUUUGAUACAAUUUGUCUAAUUUGCCUGACUAAUUUCCUGUCACACAUCCAUUAGCUUCACACACUUUAACCUAAAGAAGAAGCCUAUCCCAGCUGGCAUUGGGCAAAAGGCAGGGGAACCUGGACAGGUCUCCAGUCCAUCACAGGCAAACACAGAGAAACAAACAACUGAAUACAAUAUGCAUGGUUACUCAAAUGAUUUGCACAUGUGGAGUGAAGACAACACUAUUUAUCUGCUUCCAGUCUUUGUAUAAAGAUAACCAUGUCUUGAAACUACCAGAGUAGUAAAGCAUUCUUUAGAGUUAUCAGAUCCUAGGUACCAAGACUGCCACACCUUUUUAAUAGGCAUUUCUUUAAUUAGAUCAUUAUUUUAAUGUAGAGAGAAAAUACAAAAAAAUCAAUAUAUGUAUAUAUAUAUAUAUAUAUAUAUAUAUAUAUAUAUAUAUAUAUAUAUAUAUAUAAUAAUAUAGAUAUAUAGACAUAUGUUAUACAGUAUAUAUAAAAGCACAACAAGAUUUCCAUUGCAGGUAUCCGGUUAAAAAGAGCUACAGGCCAUCUAAACAAAAACAAAACAGUGAGCACAUUUCAGCUUUUCCUUCUAUGCACCAAAGGUUUCCUGGUUUGUUGAAAAGACCAGUCACUGUAUGAGUGUGCAGACACAGAAUGUAGCGGGUACCCUGUGUAUUUACAUGCUGCUUUAUUACUGACCUUACAAUAAAGUAUUUACAAUCCUG